GCGGCUAAGCCAGUCGCUCGCUCGCCGCUCACCUAAACGGCUUUCACCUGGCCGAUUACGAAGAUCCUUGGUCGUCGACCGCCUUCUGAACGUUAUUUCUCGUUCAACCGUUCUCUCGAUCGGUGCGUAUGCACACGAAAAUUCCGUGGCCCGGUGGCCGGUGAUCGGUGAUGGACCCAACAGCCGACAUGUCCUCUGGACGUUGAAUCGUGUGUUCCGUUUCCAUGCGAUCAGAGGGGAACGAAGGACACUGCCAAAACUGUCAAAAGCAUCGUCGCCAAUCCUGAUCCUGUCGGUCCUGCGAAACGGUCCGAUCGGUUUCCACUUCUUCGGCUGGUGGUUUCACUUUCAUCCGGCAGAAUGUCAAAAAAUCAGCAACCGAAUGGAAUGAUACCAGGCGGUGACGCGGUGGUUGGCGCUGACGAUUUUUCCGAUGGUGAGAGUACUCCAUUGACUCAGGACUAUGGCGAUAGUCAAAGAACAGUCGUGGAGACGAAGGGAUGGGACGUGUUCCGGAAUCCACCGCCAAAGAUCGAUUCCGGCUCGAUGGCGAAUCAAAGGUGCCUCGAGGUGACGGUACAAAUCACGAAGAUGAUUGUGUACCUGUUAGUAUUUGUGAUAGUCCUAGGGAGCGGCGUAGUUGCCAAAGGAACAAUUCUAUUUAUGACGUCGCAGUUAAGAGCCAAUCGAACGAUCGUUUACUGCAACAGGAAGUUAGGUCGGGACAAGCAAUGGAUGGCAACGUUACCGGAAGAGGAGAGGAUAGCGUGGAUCUGGUGCAUCAUAAUCGCGUUCGCGGUGCCAGAAUUCGGCACGUUAAUUCGCAGCAUUAGGAUAUGCAUCUUCAAGUCGUGGAAGAAACCACCGGUUUCCCACUUCCUUCUCGUCUUUCUCAUGGAAACAUUCCACGUGGCUGGUCUGGCUCUGAUGUUUAUGGCAGUGCUUCCUGAACUGGACGUUGUUAAAGGCGCGAUGCUGACGAACUGCGUGUGCUUCGUACCUGGUUUACUAGGGUUGCUCUCCCGCAAUAAGAACAAAGACGAAUCGAAGAGAUUCGUUUUGGUGCUGAUCGAUAUUGCAGCACUCGCUGCACAGGGAACAAGUUUCUUCCUUUGGCCAUUGUUGGAUAGUUCCCGGCCCUCAUUAUGGCUCAUACCACCGUCUCUGUUCCUGGUUUCGUGCGGUUGGUGGGAAAAUUAUGUUUCAAUGCAAAGUCCGAUCGGAUUCGUCCGAUCUCUUGGAAGGGUGAAGAAAGAAAUGCGGCUGACGAGAUACUUCACUUAUAUGUUUAUUCCGCUUUGGAAAAUUGUGGCGUUCAUUAUCUGCUCCAUGUUGAUAUUGCACAUCAAGGGGCAAACGGUUGGCCAUUUGUUCACGAUGUUGAGCGACGCUUUCGGGAGCCAUGACAUUAUGGUGUCGGCGGUACGGUUCGAUGCCACUGACAGAAUCACCGACAUCGCCGAUAUCUUGGAAAUUGGUGAUAAAGAACCUGUACCAGCGAGCACAGACACUCCUAUAUACGUCCUACUGUUGCAAAUAUUUGGUGCUUACUUCACAUAUGUAUUCGGUAAAUUCGCGUGCAAAAUUCUGAUACAGGGUUUCAGUUAUGCCUUCCCGGUGAAUCUAACGAUUCCGGUGUCCAUAUCCUUGUUGAUUGCCGCCUGUGGCUUGAGAAACGAUGAUCCUUGCAUAUUUCAAGACACGAUCCCGUAUUAUUUGUUCUACGAGUCGCCACCCUCGCAUUUCCUCAACGAUUUCGUGUCGAAGCAGUACGCUUGGGUAUGGUUGCUGUGGCUGCUGUCGCAAACUUGGAUCACCCUGCACGUCUGGACGCCGAAAUGCGAGCGUCUCGCUGCCACGGAGAAACUGUUCGUCGUUCCAAUGUAUAAUUCCCUGUUGAUCGAUCAAUCAAUGGGUCUGAACAGGAAGAGAGACGACCAACCGGAAGUGAAAGUCGAGGAUCUGGCGGAAAUAGAGAAAGAAAAAGGUGACGGAGAUUACGAGACUAUAUACGAGCAAACAGACGGCUCGACUACACCACCGUCGGCUGUGAAGAGCAGCGAUCACGUAACACGGAUAUACGCCUGCGCGACAAUGUGGCAUGAGAACAAGGAAGAAAUGAUGGAGUUUUUGAAAAGUAUCUUACGUUUAGACGAGGAUCAGUGUGCCAGGCGUGUGGCCCAGAAGUAUCUAAAAGUUGUCGAUCCAGACUAUUAUGAAUUUGAAACUCACAUCUUCUUCGACGACGCGUUUGAGCUGUCGGAUCACGAUGAGAACGAGUCGCAAGUGAACAGGUUCGUGAAAUUGUUGGUGGGCACGUUGGACGAGGCUGCAUCGGACGUUCAUCAGACGCGGAUGCACGUUAGGGCACCGAAAAAGUAUCCAACGCCUUACGGCGGACGAUUAGUCUGGACACUUCCUGGAAAAACGAAGAUGAUCGCCCACUUGAAAGACAAGAGCAAGAUCCGCCACCGAAAACGUUGGAGCCAGGUGAUGUACAUGUAUUAUUUGUUGGGACACCGAUUGAUGGAGCUGCCAAUUAGCGUAGACCGGAAGGAGGUGAUCGCGGAAAACACUUAUUUAUUAACCCUCGACGGUGAUAUCGACUUCCAGCCAGCCGCUGUGAAAUUGCUCGUCGACUUGAUGAAGAAGAACAAAAACCUUGGCGCAGCUUGUGGUCGUAUUCAUCCAGUCGGAUCGGGUCCUAUGGUGUGGUAUCAGAUGUUCGAGUACGCUAUUGGUCAUUGGCUGCAAAAAGCGACAGAGCACAUGAUUGGCUGUGUACUUUGUAGUCCUGGUUGCUUUUCGCUGUUCAGAGGGAAAGCUCUGAUGGACGACAACGUUAUGAAGAAGUACACAACGAAGUCCGAGGAGGCCAGACAUUACGUUCAAUAUGACCAAGGAGAGGAUCGAUGGCUUUGCACGCUUCUCUUGCAACGUGGUUACAGGGUCGAAUACUCAGCAGCCAGCGAUGCUUACACCCACGCACCCGAAGGUUUCAAUGAAUUUUACAAUCAGCGUCGUCGAUGGGUUCCCUCCACCAUUGCCAAUAUCAUGGAUCUUUUAAUGGAUGCAAAACGAACGAUCAAGAUCAACGAUAACAUUUCUCUUCCCUACAUCUCUUAUCAAAUUCUGCUCAUGGGUGGAACCAUUUUAGGACCGGGUACGAUUUUCCUCAUGUUGGUCGGUGCCUUCGUCGCAGCCUUCAAGAUCGACAACUGGACCAGCUUCUAUUACAACAUCAUUCCUAUCCUACUCUUCGUGAUCGUAUGUUUCACUUGUAAAGCGAACAUUCAGCUUUUGUGCGCGCAGAUAUUAUCGACAGGAUACGCGAUGAUAAUGAUGGCCGUGAUCGUAGGUACGGCUCUCCAACUAGGAGAGGACGGUAUCGGCUCGCCAUCGGCUAUAUUCUUAAUAUCACUGUCCGGCUCCUUCUUCAUAGCAGCCUGUUUGCAUCCUCAAGAAUUUUGGUGUGUCGUCCCUGGCAUAAUAUACCUCCUUUCUAUCCCCUCGAUGUACCUCCUUCUGAUCCUCUACUCGAUUAUAAACUUGAACGUCGUUUCGUGGGGAACUCGCGAGGUCCAAGUGAAAAAAACCAAAAAGGAACUUGAACAAGAGAAAAAGGAAGCCGAAGAGGCGAAACGGAAGGCGAAACAGAAAUCUCUGCUGGGAUUUCUUCAAAAUGGCGUGGGCUCGAACGACGACGAGGAAGGAUCGAUAGAAAUUUCCCUGGCCGGACUGUUCAAGUGUAUGUUUUGCACUCAUGGACAGACCUCGAACGAGAAACAGCAAUUGGUCGCGAUUGCUGAAUCUCUGGAGCAAGUUGGCAAACGUCUGGAAGUCAUUGAAAGAGCCGUGGAUCCUCAUGGAGUGACAAGCCGGCGUCGUGCAUCUUCCGUGGGCUCUCGAACAGCUGAUCAUUUAGGCGCUAUUGGCGAAGAUCCAGCGGAGGAUCAGGACUGUCAAAGUGAAGCUGAAACGGUGACUAGUCAGAAUACGGAAGGAAAUCGCGAGGGUAGCAAUUUCCUCAGCAGGCCUUACUGGUUGAGCGACGAGGGGCUCAAGAAAGGCGAAAUCGAUGUGCUUUCGCUACAAGAGGAACAAUUUUGGAAGGAUCUUCUGGAGAAGUAUCUGUAUCCUAUAGACGAAGACAAGGCAGAGAAGGCACGAAUCGCCAAAGAUCUAAAGGACCUACGUGACCAGAGUGUUUUCGCAUUUUUUAUGAUGAACGCCCUCUUCGUGCUGAUCGUCUUUCUACUACAAUUAAACAAAGAUUUGUUGCACGUGAAAUGGCCUUUCGGUAUCAAGACGAACAUCACCUAUGAUGAUCACUCGCAGGAGGUACACGUCACGAAGGAGUAUUUACAACUUGAACCAAUCGGUCUGGUAUUUGUAUUCUUCUUCGCGUUGAUAUUGGUUAUUCAAUUCACCGCGAUGCUGUUCCAUCGAUUUGGCACGUUCGCUCAUAUUCUAGCCAGCACCAGUUUAGAUUGGUACUGCUGCAAAAAGACGAAGGAUUUGUCGGAAGAAGCAUUAUUGUCAAAACACGCGGUGGAGAUAGUCAGAGAUUUGCAAAGAUUAGACGGCAUGGAGGGUGAUUACGAGGAGGGAAGUGGCAGUGGUCCAGGCAGAAGGAAAACGAUAAGAAAUUUGGAAAAGAGCCGUAGGAAAACUCAGGCAAUCAAUACGCUCGAUGUUGCUUUCAGGCGACGGUUCUUCAAUGACGGCAAUGGUCUGCCAAGGAACAUGUCGACCAGAAGGUCCGCAAAGGCUUUUAAAGCUUUCGAGGGACGUAGAAACAGCAUAAUGGCGAUGAGAAGGAAAUCGCAGAUGCAAACGUUAGGGGCGAAUAACAUUUACGGCGUGGCGGGCAAUCCUUUGGGGAUACAAGGUCGCCCUUCAAGGAGCAGUCAAAUUUCUGUGAAGGAUGUGUUCGAGGGACACGCCAAUUCCGCUUACGAGCCCGACGAAAAUACCGGAAGUAGCCUCAGACUUCAUAAUUUGGGUCAGAGUACGUGGAGAGAAGCGAACACUAACAUCUGAUUCAGACGAAUUCUUCACGCAAGUAGGUGAACAACAACUCAUCAAAGGUGUUUCACGAGGAACGAACAAUGGUUCUCACUUGCUGUUAAGUGCCACAGCAAUGGAAUCGAAUUUCCGAUUGAAAUUACAUCGUGGCGCUAUUUAAGCGCUCCGUUUGGCAAUCAUCUAUUCAUUAUACAAUUCUACACGAUGUAGUACGAAAUGGAGUACGAAAAGACUGCCGCCGAGUUGACUAAUUUAUGACGAAGUGGAAAAUGGAAGAACAGGGCCUUUCUUGAAACUCUCUGUUUAUUCGUUAAAAAUAAAAGGAGAGCCGAGCAAAGUUCCUUUCCUCGUUAGAAAAAAGGAGCAACUAAUUCAGCAAGAAGGAAAGAAGAAAGAAGAUUGUAGAGGAAUAGAAAUAUUUAUUUUCAUCGCCGAUAAUUUUGACACUUUGCGAAAUCUGAGUUUUUUUGUCUUUAUCUUUAUUUCUUCUAUUUUCUUUUCUUCUUUUACUCGUGAUUAGAUAUUUAAGAUGAAUGAACUGACCGGUGAGUAAACGAUAUUUGUUAGGGCAGCUAUCGCUGCACGAUACGAGAAUAAUUCUCUAUUUAGGUGAUUAAUCGAAAAUAAUUAACGUUAAUAGCCUUCGUCGUAUCAAACGAGUAUUACUCAUACAGCUAUCACUCAUACACGUGUGUGACAGUAAUCACAGCGACGACGCUUACAUUCCUUUCAUUUUUUCUUUUUCUUUUUUUUUUUUUUUCUUUUUUGUGAACGUGAUAAACGCCGUUUAUAUAGGCACACUCAUUGUAUUUAAUAGAUAUACAAUCCUUUUUGUACAUAUCGCGUGCGUACGUGUUAAUGUUAAGCGCUGUAGAGAAAUCGUUGUUGGUUGUAUAUGAAAUAAAGUUCGGACGAUCAACA
Frieseomelitta varia is the source of this 5949-nucleotide messenger RNA. It is a transcript of the gene kkv, whose product is annotated as chitin synthase chs-2. Gene Ontology annotation, molecular function: chitin synthase activity. The transcript has 21 exons. Gene Ontology annotation, cellular component: cell periphery; cell septum. The coding region runs from base 361 to 5043 and encodes 1560 amino acids. Lineage: Eukaryota; Metazoa; Arthropoda; Insecta; Hymenoptera; Apidae. The record is from RefSeq and is a predicted model, not a curated record.